This is a messenger RNA of Nannizzia gypsea CBS 118893, 291 nucleotides long. RefSeq lists its product as hypothetical. The record is from RefSeq and is a predicted model, not a curated record. The transcript is spliced from 2 exons. Bases 1 to 291 code for a protein of 96 amino acids. NCBI's taxonomy places the organism in Eukaryota, Fungi, Ascomycota, Eurotiomycetes, Onygenales, Arthrodermataceae.
AUGUUUAGUGACUGCCCAAGUAUCCGGGAACAAAGUAAAGCGAAGUGGCACUGUGUAAUUUCAGAGCCAGCACCCUUGCGACAACAUCAGCACGUUCAUAGAAUGACUGUUCUAGAUGGCGAAAUGAAAGUCCUGUAUCAUUCUAUUUUUGGGGAUAUGACAGGCGAACGGAGGGAUGCCGUGCCUUCAGCUUCCCGCGGCAGACAUGGCUUGAAUGAAGCCAAGGACAGGAAAACCUGGGGUGCUUCGGAAAUUGAUAUAAACCCGAGAGAAAGCGGAAUUCCAGAAUAG